CACAUUCAGGCAAGAUGAGUCGAUCGAUCGAUGACUCCAAGAUGAGAGCGAGCUGCUAUUUGAUGGAAGGGGUUGACAUACAUGAUGAUGGUGUUGCUACGAAAGGCAGUGGGAUAUUUGUGAUAAAAACAAAUCACAUUGCAUAAAUAUAAUUUCCGUAAUAGCUGUAACUGACACGGAAGAAUAUCAGCACGAUAUGCAGUUAUGAAGCGGGUACGCACGGAGCAGAUCCAGUACACUGUAGCUCAGUACCUGAAGCGGAGGCAGUAUGUGGAUACUGAAAGUUCCCUGAAGGGGGCUAAACUGUCCCAGUCCGCAGAGGAGAUGGCUGCCAACCUCACAGUGCAGACAGAGUCGGGGUGUGCAAACAUUGUCUCUGCUGCCCCUUGCCAAGCUGACCCUCAACAGUACGAGACCCAAUUUUCCAGACUACGCAAUUUUCUCUCAGAGGCAGCAUUGCCAUGGGGCCAGGAGGUGAGCUGCGUCCUGUACCCGCUCUUCGUUUAUCUCCACCUGGACAUGGUGCGCUGCAGCCUGAAGGGGGCGGUGGACGGCUUCUACAGCCGCUUCCACGGCCUCUUCCUGGGGGACGCCGAGCAACGCUCCACCGUGGAGCAGCUUCGCCACGUCCUCACCCAGCAGGAUGUUAACGCCAACCCUAAGCUCCUGGCCUUCCUUGACCACAAGUAUGUGGUGAACCUGACAGAGCCGGCCUACAGUUACUUGUUACGCUAUCUGCAGAGCGAAGACAACAGUACCCUCUGUAGGGCCCUCAGCACCCAAGUCCAGGUAGAGGUCACCUCCUCACCACGCACCGACUACCAGCUGUAUGGGGCGACGGGUGCGGGAGCCGCUGGGGCCGCCACUACGGCCCCUAACUCUACCUCCUCGUGGACAGGAGCAGAUGGCCCUGAGCGAGGGGAGGCCGCAGGGGUGGAGGUCCCCACAGGGAUCCCGCAGAGCGAGGCGGCCCUGGAGGCACUGCAGGACUGCAUUAAGAAGGUGCGUGAGGGGCCGCCGUCACUCACCACCGUGUGCUUCUACGCCUUCCAGCACACGGAGCAGCUGCUGAACGCGGCAGAGGUGUCGGCCGACAGCAAGCUGCUGGCCGCCGGGUUCGACAGUUCGGUCGUCAAGCUAUGGAGCCUUAGGGCCAGGAAACUGAAGGCCAGGCCACACCGGGCCGACGUGUCACACAUCCGCUUAGCAUGCGACGUGCUGGAAGAGGAGGCAGAUGAAGAGGACGGCUCGGGCAGCGAGAUCAAGACCCUGCGCGGCCACAGCGGUCCGGUGUUCCGCACGGCCUUCCUGACAGACAGCUCGGGCCUGCUGUCCUGCUCGGAGGACACGUCCAUUCGCUACUGGGACCUAGGCAGCUUUACCAACACGGCCCUCUACCAGGGCCACGCCUACCCUGUCUGGGACUUGGACGUCAGCCCCUGCAGCCUCUACUUUGCCAGCGGCUCCCACGACCGCACCGCCCGCCUCUGGACCUUCUCCAGGACCUACCCCCUGAGGCUCUACGCUGGCCACCUAGCAGACGUGGACUGCGUCAAGUUCCACCCCAACUCAAACUACCUAGCCACAGGCUCCACGGAUAAAACUGUCCGCCUCUGGAGUACCCAGCAGGGGGCGUCAGUGCGCCUGUUCACAGGCCACCGCGGCCCUGUGUUGUCUGUAGCCUUCGCGCCCAAUGGGAAGUACCUGGCGUCAGCGGGCGAGGACCAGCGGGUGAAGCUGUGGGACCUGGCCUCAGGGGCUCUGGUCAAGGACCUGAGGGGCCACACGGACAGUGUCACCAGCCUGUCGUUCAGCCCCGACAGCAGCCUGGUGGCCUCCUCUUCCAUGGAUAACUCAGUCAGGGUGUGGGACAUCCGAAACUCCCAUGGGACGACUCACGCGGACAGCUCGUCCAGCGAGCUGGUGGGGCUCUACACGGGCAACACCAGCAACGUGCUCAACGUCCAGUUCAUGGCCUGUAACUUGCUCCUGGUGACUGGAACGGCGCAGGAAAAACAUGGACAGUAGCCAUUUUGUUUUGUCUGGCCUGUUUGUCUGUUUAGUUUUGUUUUAAAAGACUGUUGUGUCUGGAGUGUCUCAUCUCAGACAUGGUCACCAUGGAGACAUGUAUGUUUUCUUCCCUAAGCCAAUUACAGAGAGGUUUAAUUUCAGGUCAAAAGGUCACUUGCUAAAAUUGCCCACUCAAUGUUGUUUUUGACAAGAUCUCUGAGUAGAAAAAGUGAUGUUAAUCUGAACAUACUAAAAAAAUGACUUGGUUUUAUUUUGAUGCUUAUAUCCACAAUGCCAAAAUGAGAGGUUGAAGUCAGAAGUUUACAUACAUCUUAGCCAAAUACAGUUAGACUCUACAGUUUUUCACAAUUUCUAACAUUUAAAAGUACAAAUUCCCUGUCUUAGGUCAUUUAGGAUCACCACUUUAUUUUAAGAAUGUGAAAUGUCAGAAUGAUAGUAAAUUUAUUUCAGCUUUUAUUUCUUUCAUCACAUUCCCCAGUGGGUCAGAAGUUUACAUAAAGUACGAUUUUUGUCCCCAUGUGCAGUUGCAAACCAUAGUCUGUCUUUUUUUGUGGCGGUUUUGGAGCAGUGGCUUCUUCCUUGCUGAGCGGCCUUUCAGGUUAUGUCGAUAUAGGACUCGUUUUACUGUGGAUAUAGAUACUUUUGUACCUGUUUCCUCCAGCAUCUUCACAGGGUCCUUCGCUGUUGUUCUGGGAUUGAUUUGCACUUUUCGCAACAAAGUACGUUCAUCUCUAGGAGACAGAACGCGUCUCCUUCCUGAGCGGUAUGACAGCUGUAUGGUUUUCUUAGGUCUUGGCUGAUUUCUUUUGAUUUUCCCAUGGUAUCAAGCAAAGAGGCACUGAGUGUGAAGGUAGGCCUUGAAAUAAUCCACAGGUACACCUCCAAUUGACUCAAAUUAUGUCCAUUAGCCUAUUAGAAGCUUCUAAAGCCAUGACAUCAUUUUCUGACAUUUUCCAAGCUGUUUAAAGACACAGUCUUUAGUGUACGUAAACUUCUGACCCACUGGAAUUAUGAUACAGUGAAAUAGUCUGUCUGUAAACAAUUGUUGGAAAAAUGACUUGUCAUGCACAAAGUAGAUGUCCUAACCGACUUGCCAAAACUAUAGUUUGUUAACAAGAAAUUUGUGGAGUGGAAAAAAGUUUUAAUGACUCCAACCUAAGUGUAUAUAAACUUCUGACUUCAACUGUACAUGUAAGAGGGUAGAUUCAUUGGAAAUAACUUUGAUUUAUGGCAUUUUCACCAAGAACUACCUGAUGGGUUCUACUAGUGAGACCUCAUAACUUUUCAGGGUUCCCAAAUAUUUCCAAUAAAUUCACAUCCAAGUAGAAUUUCCAUGUAGAAUGUUAGCUUGGCAUGGUUCCGGAUGAGGAUUGCAUUUUGGGUCUAGUGCCUUGAGGGUCAACACCUGUUUUAUUCGGUCACGCACAAAAAUCACAUUGAUCUAAAAAAUGGGUCUCUGGCUAUUCGAUUACUUGAGUUGUUUAAAAAUCAGCAUCUCCCCAGAAUUUGUCCUCAUACAGUUGUUAAACGUCAUCACCGCUAACUGAGAAUGUUGGUAUGCUAUGAAAUGCUGAACUGCGACCAAUAUGAGAGUAAUCACAGGGAAAGAAUGACAACUGUACUUUGUUUCUUACUAUUCUGUUAGUGGCAUUAUUUGUAAUAUGCUGAGAAGUGUAAACAUAUUUUUGUAAUCUCUGACUGGCUGUACCUGGGUUUUAUAUUUCAAGAGAGAUGGCACCCUGUUGCAUGUUUGUGGGUGAAAAUGAAUUGAUAAAGUUACGAGAAAGA
Molecule: messenger RNA, 3819 nt
Organism: Salvelinus fontinalis (brook trout)
Lineage: Eukaryota; Metazoa; Chordata; Actinopteri; Salmoniformes; Salmonidae
Product: TAF5-like RNA polymerase II p300/CBP-associated factor-associated factor 65 kDa subunit 5L
Exons: 5
Coding region: 205-2028 (607 amino acids)
Biological process (GO): regulation of DNA-templated transcription
Cellular component (GO): nuclear protein-containing complex; histone acetyltransferase complex
Molecular function (GO): protein binding; transcription coactivator activity
Source: RefSeq, a predicted model, not a curated record